Molecule: messenger RNA, 1006 nt
Organism: Folsomia candida
Lineage: Eukaryota; Metazoa; Arthropoda; Collembola; Entomobryomorpha; Isotomidae
Exons: 3
Coding region: 52-510 (152 amino acids)
Molecular function (GO): UDP-glycosyltransferase activity
Source: RefSeq, a predicted model, not a curated record
GUAGCUCAUCCAAAAAUCAAAGGAUUCAUUACACAAGGUGUACGACCGAGUAUGCAGGAAGCGUUUUAUCUUGCCGUUCCCACAAUUGUGAUCCCAAUUUUUGCAGAUCAGGACUACAACGCGUACAAGUAUGAACAUUUGGGCACCGCUGUUUACCUUGAGAUUUCAGAAUUAACCGAGAUUCGACUAACUGAUGUCGUUAAUCGCACAUUAACCGAUACAGAAUGGAGAAAACGUGUCAAUGGUAUGUCCUCCCUGGCGAGAGACGUGAUCGUGCCCCCAGUCAAGGUCGCUUUGUGGUAUACAGAAUUUAUUCUCCGCAAUAAAAAAGAGGACCUCAAUCUUCUCAAACCUCUGACACAAGAUCAGUAUUGGUGGCAAAGGAGAGAUCUGGACGUGUGGGGUGUCUUUCAGAUUACGAUUAUUGGAAUUUUUCUCGGCUUGUACAUGUUGGCAAAAGCAAUCUGUCGAACGAUUUCGAAGUUUAGACUGAAGCUUAAACUGGAAUGAUAUUUAGAAAUAUAUAAGCACUAAAAAUUUCUAAGUAUUUCAAAGUUAUUAGUUCCUUUCGAACAAUGAUGCCCACUAAUAUUCAGUACUGGCUUUUAUUUAAACAUAUUUUUUGUUUUAUAUCUGAGCAUAAAUAUAAUUUUCCUAUCCACAUAUGUUGUUAGGGUUAAAUUAGUAAUAUAACCGACUCGCAUAAAGUUUAAUGAACCAAUGUGACGAACUGGUGAUUAUUUCAGGAAACGUUGUUAGACUUCAUGCACUUUUAAAAUAAUGGUUCAAUAGAAAAAAAUGCAUGGAUUCAUGUAUAUAUAUUUCUUGAGUGUAUAUAAAUUCACGUAGUUGCAUGAAUUUGUGACCAUGCAUUUUGCAUGCAAUUUACCAAUGCGUUCUGUUCUUACUACAUCAUCGUAUACAAUAUUAUUGUAAAAGUGCUUGUCUCUUAACGAGUUUUUUGUAACAGUAAUUUUAAACGUUAAAAAACUGACUACAUACCUAU